Molecule: messenger RNA, 762 nt
Organism: Meloidogyne enterolobii
Lineage: Eukaryota; Metazoa; Nematoda; Chromadorea; Rhabditida; Meloidogynidae
Source: the annotation of a GenBank genome assembly
UUUGUAGAUGUCACACAAACGAUCAUUAAAUAAUCCAUUCUUUGGAUGUAUUUUAAUUAAUAAAGAAGAAUUGGAAUCACUUGUUCAAGAAUUAAACGAGAGGUGUAUUAAAUGCUUCGGUCAGAACCAAAUGAAUAUGCUUUUUGCUAUUAAAUAUAAUCCUGACGAUAAAUUUAUUUGGCAAUUAGGAGUUCGAAUUCAUUGUUUUACGGUUCUUGACGAAAAACCUUAUAGAAGGACCUACAAUCUUUACCAAUUCCUCAAAUUUUAUCAAACUACAAUUCAAAUUCUAGACGCUUCAGAAGCAUCGACUACAAGUACAUCAGAUCCUUCGAAAGAUUUUAUGAAAAUUGCUAUUUUGGAUGAAAGUUGUUAUGUGGAAGACGGGCAAUGCAUAAUUUGUUUCGAUGCUCGUCCAGAUGCGGUUUUACCGUGUGCCCAUGCCUAUUGCUCUUCUUGUAUAAACAGCUUUUUGAGGAUUAACCAAAAGUGUUGCCCUCUUUGUCGACGUCCUAUGAAAGAAAAUGAAGCUUGGGUUAUGACAGAAAAACCAAGUAAAGAAUGCAUAAAUUUAUAUUUAGUUGAAUCCAACAGAGAAGGAACGACAUCUGAUUGAUUUUUAUUUAAAAUGUUUUCUAAUUUUUUUAAAGAAUAUAAAAAAAUAAAUAUUUUUAAAUAAAAAUUGUUCCAAGUGCUCUUGUAUACAUAAAUAGCUAAACCAAUGACCCUCUUUAAGGCCACAAUUUUAAUAAGUGAAACUAG